Messenger RNA from Talaromyces amestolkiae, 1164 nucleotides. RefSeq lists its product as uncharacterized. NCBI's taxonomy places the organism in Eukaryota, Fungi, Ascomycota, Eurotiomycetes, Eurotiales, Trichocomaceae. Bases 1 to 1164 code for a protein of 387 amino acids. Gene Ontology annotation, biological process: RNA processing. Gene Ontology annotation, molecular function: mRNA binding. Gene Ontology annotation, cellular component: nucleus. The record is from RefSeq and is a predicted model, not a curated record. The transcript is spliced from 3 exons.
AUGUCUGCCGAAGAAGUCAAGACAACAAACGGCAACGCCGACGCUGCGACAGACGUUCAGAACCUUCUCGCCGAAUUAAAGGAAGGCGCAGAAAAGCCUGAAACCGAGAAUCCCGUCGAAGAAGAUGAGGCUGCCAAGGAAGCCCGCAUCAUCGCAGAAGCAAAUAAGCUCGGCAAGGAACAAGAAUCAAAGGAAGAGAGAAAGCCAGCAGACCGCCCCAGACGUAACUACCGCGAGAACAUCAAGUCUGAUCUCACUGCUCAAGAGGUGACCGAUGAUCACAAUGAGAUCAGGAAACAGGUUGAAUUUUACUUCUCAGACUCCAACCUCCCCAUGGACAACUUUCUCCUCAAGAAGGUCGGCGGAAGUGCUAACCAUCCCGUUGAGCUUUCCAUCCUCCACAGCUUCAAGCGCAUGCGCCGAUUCCAGCCUUUCAGCGCUAUUGUUGAGGCCAUGAAGACUUCCACCGUCCUCGACCUUGUUGAUAACGAUACCAAAGUCCAGCGCAAAGUGCCUUUGCCUGAAUCUGUGAACGACUUCCUCGACCCCAACGUUGUCAAGGUGUUUGAAAACGAGGCUAUGAGCCGCAGUGCUUAUGUCAAGGGAUUCGGCGAAGAGGGUCCCAAGACACAGUUUGAGAUUGAGGCUUUCUUUGCUCCUUUCGGCCCUACAAAGGCGAUCCGUCUGCGUCGUGCUUUUGAUAAGACCUUCAAGGGAAGUGUUUUUGUGGAGUUUGAUACAGAAGAAACCCUGAAGAAGUUCCUCGCAUUGGAUCCCGCCCCCAAGUGGAACGGCAAGGAUUUGAUCAUCAAGAGCAAGAAGGAUUAUUGUGAUGAGAAGGUCAAAGACAUUCAGUCCGGCAAGAUCAAGGCAGGCCACCGAAAUGGUGGUCACCAAGGCGGUCGAGGUGGUCGAGGUGGUCGGGGUGGCCGAGGCCGUGGUCGGGGUGGUCGUGAUAAUGACCGUCGCGACUGGAGGGAACGACGCGAUGAGGACCAGAAGAGAGGUUUCCGUGAAGACAAACCUGCCGUUCAGAAAGAUGCUCGGGGCAUUCCCGUCAUCAAGAGUACCGAAGAACCCGCUACUUCCGGCCAGAAGCGAGCUCGUGAAGAAAACGGCGCUUCUGAACACGCAGCUAAGAAGGUUGAUGCCAAGGAAGGUUGA